CCUACAACACUGACCACGCCGGAUGAAAAGGGGCAAGGGGGUGUCGGAGAGCAGUCUGGUCUUCGUCCAUGGUUGGAGCGCUAUUCGGGCCAAUCACGCUUUGACCUCAACCCGGCUUUCAUCCUAUCGGUCAUCCUAACAUCUCUGAAUCAUGGUCGUUUCUAGUUGCGUUUAUAUAUGCACAUAGUUAGCGAGCUUUUGGGCCAUCUCCUUUUGUGUUUGUCGUUUUGGUUAUACCUCCUGUCGUUUUACGAAUGGUUUCCUUACCUGAUUCUUUGCCGUCAAUCACGCCGUUCUCGCUUUCAAUGUAGGAUCCACUUGGGUGUCCCCCCCACGUACCUAAUCAGCUCUCGUAUGUCUGUCUGGCUUUUGCUAUUCCUGGUUUUUCUCGUUAUGAACUUUUCCUCUCAUCACGCAACUGCAGAGGACUCGGCGGACGGACGGACGGACGAACGAACGAACAACGACACCCACGAAUUUGGUCCCGCUCGGCUGGCCUGGCUUGGGAUGGACUGAACAACAUCUUUACGCAUACUACAUACCCCUUACUACGUACUACUUAAUAAUCUGGAUGGGACUGGAGAGAGUUGAGAACAGAUCAGGAAGUGGUGGGCAAUACACAGGCACAACUUCGGUUUCGAGACCUGGU
Molecule: messenger RNA, 649 nt
Organism: Neurospora hispaniola
Lineage: Eukaryota; Fungi; Ascomycota; Sordariomycetes; Sordariales; Sordariaceae
Exons: 1
Coding region: 178-516 (112 amino acids)
Source: RefSeq, a predicted model, not a curated record